Messenger RNA from Megalops cyprinoides (Indo-Pacific tarpon), 2839 nucleotides. Its product is annotated as RNA-binding motif protein, X chromosome-like. Gene Ontology annotation, biological process: positive regulation of mRNA splicing, via spliceosome. Lineage: Eukaryota; Metazoa; Chordata; Actinopteri; Elopiformes; Megalopidae. The record is from RefSeq and is a predicted model, not a curated record. The coding region runs from base 297 to 1466 and encodes 389 amino acids. The transcript has 9 exons. Gene Ontology annotation, cellular component: spliceosomal complex. Gene Ontology annotation, molecular function: RNA binding.
GCGGCGCCAUUGAAAUGAACGCAGCUCCUGCAAAUUAGCUCUGCUAUCUAGCAUUUCGCCAUGCUUUUUGGAAGGGCCAUAGUUAAUAUCAUUGUUGCUGUCGUGUUAAUUUCUUUGCAGUUUGCAAGUUAGCUGGCUGACCAUGGUUUAAAAUAUCCUAAUGGCGUCUUAAACAGCUGUAACUAACGUUACCUGCGUGCUGCACCGUACCAUUCAUUACUCCACCAUUUUGGAAUGUACAGAGGAGGCCACGUUUUCAGACGGUUAGAACGAAUAGAUUUUAAACGGAGGCAAUUAUGGCAGAGGCCGACAGACCAGGGAAACUCUUCGUAGGAGGGCUGAAUACUGAAACCAACGAGAAGGCCCUUGAGCAGUACUUCAGCAAGUAUGGCAGAAUUGUGGAAGUGCUGUUGAUGAAAGACCGUGAGACGAACAAGUCCAGAGGUUUCGCUUUCGUAACGUUUGAGAGUCCAGCCGACGCAAAGGAUGCUGUUAGAGAAAUGCAUGGAAAGUCCCUCGAUGGUAAACCAAUCAAAGUGGAACAAGCAACAAAGCCCCAGUUUGAGUCCGGAGGACGUCGUGGCCCUCCACCCCUGCAUCCCCGCACCCGAGGCCCGUUCAGAGGCAUUCGAGGAUCCAGGGGAGGACCCAGUGGGAUGAGAGGCCCACCACCCAGAGGGAUUGUAGAACCUUUCAUUAAAGGAAUGUCACCCAGAGGCCCACCACCUAUGAAAAGAGGACCCCCACUUCGUGACGGAGGACCCCCACCUAAGAGACCUGCUCCAUCAGGACCAAUGGGCAGGCCUCCUAUGUCCCGUGAGAGGGAUCCUUAUGGGCGCCCUCCUCCUCGCAGAGAUGGCAUGAUGUCAAGGAGGGAUGACUAUCCUUCUCCAAGAGAUGACCAUUACAGCUCUAAAGACAGUUACUCCAGCCGUGACUACAUGAGUUCUAGGGACAGCCGAGACUACGAUCCACCCCCACGAGACUAUCCCUACCGCGACUAUCAGCACUCCAGCUCUCGUGAUGACUAUGGCUCCAUGUCGCGGGGCUAUAGUGACCGUGAUGGCUAUGGUGGAAGUCGUGAGCCACGGGGCUACAUGGAUCGCCCCAGUGCAGGCUCUUACAGAGAUCCUUACGACAGUUACGGUAACUCGCGCAGCGCUCCGCCCUCAAGGGGGCCACCGCCAUCCUACGGCGGAAGUGGCGGAAGCAGUCGUUAUGACGACUAUGGCAGCAGCUCCCGGGAUGGGUACGGUGGUCGCGACAGUUACCCUAGCAGUCGCAGCGACCCGUACUCUGCCAGCCAUGGCGAUCGAAUGGGCAGACAGGAGCGGGGGCCUCCCCCUCCAAUGGAAAGGGGCUACCCUCCACGCGACGCUUACAGCAGCUCGAGCCGCGGAGCACCCCGGGGAGGCGGCCGUGGAGGUGGUCGGGCUGAUAGGGGAAUCGCCCGCAGCAGAUACUGACAUGGGACUCGGAAAAUCAAACCAAUAAGAGGACAGUGAACUGUGCACAUAAAUUUUCCUGAGGCAGAGACGGAAUGUCAGACGGUGUUUGAAAUUUCCAUGGACAAGAUGAAACCUUUGCUCCCCUUUCACAUAAACCUUCAACGUUUCUAUGAAAUUAAGUGUCACGUUUUGUAUUUCUCCACUGCCCAUCUUCACAUCAAGUACUGUAGCCAUUUUAAGUGAUAGGUGUAUUUUUGUUCAAGUUAUGGCUUGCUGCAAGUCCCUGGAAUAACAUGCCUUUUCAUUUACUAAUAAAGUUUUUAAUGAACAAUCUUGAUCAAAGCUGGUGGAUGUUCAAGGAAAAAAAAGUGGCUAAUGCCAUGUAUAGGUUGUAUUUAUUCACAUUUAAAUUUCUCCUGUCUGAAAUGUUCCAGCCAUUAGCAAUAGUAAAAAUAAUUCAGGACCUUGAGGGUCUGUAGAUUCAAUAGACCUAGCAGUUUCUCUGUAGAAAAGCAAAUGUGUGUAUAUUUUUGUUCCUCUAAACUUUUCAGUAGUGCUCAAUGGUGAAAGACUUCAGUGUUAAGCCUUGAGUUUGGCUUACAUUGACCGAGGAAGAGAGGUGACCACUACAGAUAUGGAUCUUCAGGACCCAUCCAAUAAGAACAAAUUAACCGUCAAACCUAAAUGGCGGUAAAAUUAAGAAAAAUAAAACAGGCCAGUCUCCAGUUCCAACUGCUGCAAUUUUACAAAGGGAAACAAUAAGGCAAUACAUUUUCCCCUCUGCCAUAUCAAUUGAGUUGCUCAUGGAAACCAUAUAAGCAACAUGAAAGAGCUGUAAUGACUGAAACAGGAAUUUUACUUGUAUGUGCCAAUGGAAGCUCAUUAGUAGUCCAUCCGUAAUUAUCUCUAUCAGUAGUCCUUAUUCGUAAUGGAGUCCUUGUAAAUCCUCAACUCUGGCUUGCACUGACGAAGCAGAAGAGCCUGACAGCAAAACUAGAAGAGAAUCUUCAACACUCAUCUAAUAAAAACAAGUAACCCGUGUCAGCGGAUGGUAAGCAAAGCAAAGUUUUUGUCCAAACUUGAAAUGAGGUAAUUGACAAAAAUGCUAUUCUUGAUGGAAUGCAGAUUUCAGAAUUAAUCUGACAAGCAACAUCGUGUUUGAAAGCAAAAAUGCAGUUGUCCCACAUCACGGUUAACUACACAUAUUUGAAACCCUUACUGCCACCAGAUAAAUGGUAAUUUGAUUUACUAAAAGAACUCUGAAUUUAGUUUCUCACAUUGCCUUAGCUUCUGGAAAACAUGGAAGAAAACUGCAUGUCCAGAUUUAUGAAAGGAGAUCAAGCUGAAGGGGCAGGAUAUACUGAUGACGGACAAGCCAUAAGAAAUGGCAA